Molecule: messenger RNA, 3636 nt
Organism: Misgurnus anguillicaudatus (oriental weatherfish)
Lineage: Eukaryota; Metazoa; Chordata; Actinopteri; Cypriniformes; Cobitidae
Gene: nle1
Product: notchless homolog 1 (Drosophila)
Biological process (GO): Notch signaling pathway; ribosomal large subunit assembly
Cellular component (GO): nucleolus
Molecular function (GO): protein binding
Source: RefSeq, a predicted model, not a curated record
UUCUCUGUUUAUUUUUGCCACCCAUGCUGAUGUCGGCUGAGCCUCUUUUCCUGACUUCUGAUGUGAAGUCACAUUAGCGUCGCGUAGUUAUUGCGUCACGCUUACGCACAUUUUAUGCGCCAAGUGUACAGCACACGCGUGGUUUUCGGCAGAGAUAGGGAAUGAUGGGCGAUGAUGUGGAGCGUGUGUUGAUUCAGCUUCAGGAUGAGGGGGGUGAGGUGCUGGGUUCCCCCUUCGAUGUACCGCUGGACAUCACCCCCGAUAAACUACAGCUGGUCUGCAAUGCACUUUUACAGAAGGAGGAGCCUGUGCCGUUCCUGUUCUUCGUGAAAGAUGCAGAGGUGGUGUCGUCUCUGGGUACCUGCGUACAGACUCUGGGUCUGGAGACCGAGCAGGUGCUUCCCGUAGUGUACCAGCCACAAGCUGUGUUUCGGGUUCGAGCCGUGGCUCGGUGUACCAGCUCUUUGGAGGGCCACACAGAAGCGGUCAUCUCUGUGGCUUUUAGCCCUACGGGAAAAUAUCUGGCGAGUGGAUCUGGAGACACAACAGUGAGGUUUUGGGAUUUGACUACAGAAACGCCACAUUACACAGCGAGAGGCCACACGCACUGGGUUUUAUCCAUCGCUUGGUCUCCAGAUGGCAAGAAGUUAGCAUCGGGGUGCAAAAACAGUCAGAUCUUCCUAUGGGAUCCAAUCACAGGAAACCAAAUAGGAAAGACUUUGAUGGGACACACCAAGUGGAUCACCUGGCUGUGCUGGGAACCACUGCACCUGAACCCAGAAUGCCGAUAUUUGGCUAGUUCCUCUAAAGACUGCUCAAUUCGCAUAUGGGACACAGUUUUGGGCCGAUGUGAUAAGAUCCUUACGGGUCACACGCAUUCGGUGACGUGUGUGAAGUGGGGUGGUGAUGGACUCCUGUACACCUCAUCUCAGGACAGAACUAUUAAAGUGUGGCGAGCCAAAGAUGGUGUUCAGUGUCGGACACUGCAGGGUCAUGCCCACUGGGUGAACACGUUGGCCCUCAGUACAGACUAUGUUUUGCGCACAGGAGCGUUUGAACCAGCCACCGCCACCAUAAACCCUAAGGAUCUUACUGGCUCACUGGAAGAGAUCAAGGAGAAAGCUUUGAAGCGAUACAACGACGUCAGAGGUGAAGGUCACGAAAGGCUAGUGUCUGGUUCGGACGACUUCACAAUGUUUUUAUGGAACCCAGCAGAGGAAAAGAAGCCAGUGGCCCGUAUGACGGGUCACCAAGCUCUUGUCAAUGAAGUGCUUUUCUCUCCAGACACACGGCUCAUUGCCAGCGCGUCCUUCGAUAAGUCUAUCAAGAUAUGGGAUGGAAAGACUGGCAAGUACCUGACAUCAUUACGGGGUCAUGUGGGGCCGGUGUACCAGGUGGCGUGGUCGGCCGACAGCCGUCUGCUGGUGAGUGGUAGUAGUGACAGCACUCUGAAGGUGUGGGACGUCAAGACAGCCAAACUGACCGUAGAUCUGCCGGGCCAUGCUGAUGAGGUUUUUGCCGUCGAUUGGAGUACUGACGGGCAGAGGGUGGCCAGCGGUGGGAAGGACAAGUGUUUAAGAAUAUGGAGGCGGUAGCCACAGAAACCAGAGCUCUCUUGCUCUGCACGCAACGGCCAAUCAGGUGCCUCGAUGCAACCACUGAUGGUCCACCACACAGGACAACAGACAGCAGCGUCAACGCAAGAAACAUCGACUUAAUCACUCAACAAAACAGGCAGCUUUACUAUUGCUGACAAACAUAGCACUCUCUGAUGUUGUUGUCGACUAGAUGGCAAAAAUAAGAUUAUACGGCACCUUUUCUGGCCUGAUGAAAUAUGGCGUCACGCUGCUCGUGAGCGAUUGCCCCGUGGAAUCUGCAGCCAAGAUGGCCUGGUUUAAUCUAUGUAAUCUUUCCUACACACACCUUAUUUGUAAUUAACUUAAUCCCUAAUGCCGCGAUACAGGCGGCAUUAACUGGGUCUGUUCCAGCAAAGAGAGAUAACCAGCAGCGUCACAGCGGACCACGCUACGUCAACAGAGAUGUUUUCUCAUUACGAGCAGUAAAAGAAAUGUGAUGGGAUACAGGUCUUGUUUGUGUGUGGGUUUCUUAUCUUGAAUUAGACACAGUUGUUAAUGCACAACACAUUUAGCCGCGUGUUGUUUGGGCAUUAUGAUGCUCACCCAAAGGGAUAGUUUCCCCAAAAAAUGAAAAUUCUGUCAAUAUUUACUUACCCUCGUGUUGUUUAAACCUGUAUGAGUUUCGCAAAAAAAAGAUAUUUAAAAAAAUAAUGGUAAGCACACAGUUGAUGGUCCUCAUUGACUUCCAUAGUAUUUGUUUUUUUACAGUUAGCACCAUCAACGGUGUGGUUACCAUAAUUUAUCAAAAUAUCUAAUGUGUUAAAAAAACUCAUACACAUUUUAAAAAUAUAUAUAUAUAUAUAAGGGUUGUCACAGGUCAUUGAAAUCCUUGAAAGUUUGUGAAUCUGUGGGGAAAAUUCAAGGCCCUGGGAAGUUUUUGAAAAUAUACAUACAUAGAUACAGGUCAUUGAAAGUGCUUGAAUCUAUUUUAUGCAAGACUUUUACUGGAAAAAAUCCAAAAUCCACAGGAAUGUAUUCCCUGUGUAGUGUAGGAUGAUAAUAUUAAAAUUCUAGACUUUUUAAGCACACGUACUAAACUGUUCACUUUAAAUGCUUAUAUCUUCUGUAUGCGAAUGUUGAUUCAUACCAAAAUGUUUUUUUGCAUAGUUGUGUUUGACACAUGAAAAAAACUUGGGUUAUGAAUGUAACUGUUGUUCCCUGAGAAGGGAACGAGACGCUGCGUCUCCCUUGCCAUACUUCCUGCGUCCCUGUAAUGCCGUCUUUGGCAAUAUUUCAGAUAGCGAUAUACUUCCUGGCUCCCACGUCACCCUGUCUUUGUUGUUAAGCCUUACCAUUGGUUGAAUUUGAUACACACAUUAGACGCACUUACCCCUGGAGGCGUCCCCAAAGUGUCACCGCAGUGACGCAGCACGAGUUCCCUCGAAAGGGAACUGUAACAAUGUAUCUUUAAAAGUAACACUAUGUUGCUCUCACUUGAAAUGUGUCCCCACAUUAAGUCCUUGAAUUUGAGGGUAUUGGACCUGGAAAGUUCUUGAAAGGUCCUUGAAUUUGAAGUUAACUAAAGUGUGGGAACCCUGGGGUGAGUAAAUGAUGACAGAAUUAGCUUUUUUUGGGGAACUAUCCCUUUAAAAAGUUCUUAUUGGCCACUAAACAGAAUCACAGUGAAUGUAACCUAUUCAGUUUAUUGAGUUGUGAAGUUUUUCACAAUCUAUUUGAGCAUUGUUUUGAAAAAGCCUCAGGUAAGCAUCUCCGACAUAAGCACAAGUAGCUUUGGUACAUCUGGCAACCUUUGCCGACACAUGGAUUGACAACAUAGCUCAGUAAAAACAAAUAAAAACAGCUGCCAUUCACAUCUUGAAUAAAAAACACAAACAGCUUGAGAGUUACAUUGCAAGAUAACACACAGCAAUAUAGAGCAAAACCACCAUAGUCCUCACAUUGGCGUGACUGAGUGAUAAUGAUCUGCUUGUCACAAUGACGCCCGCGCAUGCAAGUUAACCACAUUUGAGCUGUAUGUGAAAAUUCACUUAAAAAAACA